GACUCAUUUUUUUUCGUCGCUACUCGCGCUAGCAGGAGUCGAGGACAGGUCAGUUCGUCCGACUUUCAAGCAUGUCGCUAGAGGGCCGUCACGCGCCGCUGCGGGCCGUGAUUCUGGCGGACGCGUUCGACCAUUUGUUGGCCCCCUUCACGCUCGAGAAGUCGAAGGUAUUGCUGUCGCUGGUUGGGGUGCCGCUCUUGAACUACACCAUCGAGUUUUUGGCGCUGUCUGAGGUGAGUCAGAUUUACGUGUUGGCCAGCGAGCACGCGGACGAGGUAGAGGAGUACGUGAACAGCCUGAGUCGGCGCGGCUUCUCGGGCGUCGACGUGUCGUGCGUCAAGUUUCAGAAGAGCCAGAGCGUCGGCGACAUCUUGCGCGACAGCAGACUGCCGGAGUUGCUGCAGAGCGACUUCAUCUUGGUGUAUGGCGACAUCAUAUCCAACCAGAACUUGCAGCCCGUGUGGCAGAAGCACAUGAGGAGGAGGGAGAAGGACAAGAACGCCUUGAUGACGCUGGUGUUGGGCGACAACAGCGCGGAUGCCGAGAUCAAAGCUAGGAGAGAGCUUUGCUGCAAGGGGCAAAAACAGAAGGACUGCUUCAAGCCCCAGCAAGACGCGGACGAGUCCUUGGCCUCCGAGGACAGGAAGAAGAGCAUGCGUUCGUUCGAGAGCUCGAACAACCGACUGGUUUACAGCGUGCCCAGUGCCGCGUCUGUCGAGUCGGCGGCCGACGUGGAGGAGUCGGACAAGGGUCGGGUGGAGGAGGUGGGCGCGCUCGGGGAGGAUUUGAUGUUUGAAGAGGACCCGGAAGAGAUUUGUUUCGGCAGCCAUAAGCAGCACUUAGAGAAUUUUUGCGAUCAUACGGAGAGCGCUGAUUUUCAAUGGUCUUAUCUCUGCGAUUUACAAUCUGCUUCUCCCGCUAGACGGAACUCGUCUUCUUUCACGGCCUUUGGCGAGUUGCAUGAGAAUGAGGGCUUCCCGAUUUCCGCGUCUUUGCCCACGACGCUCGAGAGCAAGAAGGCGGACGCCUUUGUCGAUUGCCGGACCGAGGUGCCCUUGUCUUCCAGGGGUUCCUACCCGCCCGCGUCUUCGAUUGGGUUCGAGAGCAGUCGAACGCGCCAGUCGGACUUGAUGUCGCUCGGGGGCAGCGCGCUGUCCUCCGCGCUGGACCGCUUGGUUUCCGUUUUGUCGACGUACGAGUACAUGAGCGUGUCUGCCAUACUCGCGAACAACGAGGGCAGAAUCGUUGUGGUCGACGAGGAGACGGACCUGGUGCUGUUGUACGAGGACAAGCUGUUUAGCCGGUUUUUGCCGCACUUGGAGCUGGAAACCGGUCUCUUCAAGGACCACGCCAACUUGCUUUGCAGGGCCAACGUGCUAGAGUCCGGCGUGUUCAUAUGCGCGCCCGAGGUCCUGGACAAGUUUCAGGAGAACUUCGACUACAAGAGCUUGAGCCAGUUCGUGCGGACGAUGAUCAACGACGAGGUGCAGGACGUCAAAAUUCACGCCUCGUUCGUCCCGGAAGUGGCCUAUUCCACGAGGGUUUCCAGUUGGAGGAGGUACCACCAGGUGAGCAUCGACUUGCUUCGGCGAUGGGCGUUUCCGCUGGUCCCGGAGGCGAGGUUUCUGGGCACCACCAGCUUUACCUACUGCCGCCCGGGCAUCUACAAGGAGCAGGACGUUCACCUCUCUAUGAGCUGCCAAAUUGGCGAGGACAGCGCGAUCGGCGCGAGAACGCGCCUCGGCAGCGAAACCAAGGUGCGCAGCUCGACGAUCGGCAGGGACUGCAUGAUCGGGAACCGCGUCACCAUCGUCAACAGCUUUCUCUGGGACGGCGUGACGGUGCAAGACGGGACGCUGAUCGAAUGCGCCGUCGUUUGUUCCCACGUGAAAAUCGGGUUCAAUUGCAAAAUUUCGAGGGGCUGCAUUCUGGGACACCACGUGGAGGUGGGGGACCGCACGGAGCUGAAGGGAUACACGAAGUGGACUCACCAAAAGCUCAAGUUCAAAAACGCCGUGAGCGACGGAGAAGACAAUUUUUGUUCGACCUUCGAAAAAGGAGAUUUUCUGGACCAGAGGCCGAGGACGCCCCCCUUCCCGAUCGUUUCGCUGGCUCCGUUCGGCACGGGGUUCCUGUUCCCCUAUCCCGCGCUCCCGUUCCAAGAGCUGUGCAUAGGGUGGGAGACCAAGUCGGACCUGCUUCAGCUGUUGAAGGUGCUCAAGCAAAACUCGGCCGCCCUGUCCGACUCUCUGCUUGACCACUCUUCGGUGAUCGCCUCGAGCCCGCCGUCGGAGCUGAGGCCCCUGUCUCCCCUCUUCGAGGAGCCGCCGUCGAACAUCGCGGAGACCACGGACAGGGAGAAGUUCAGCCUGGGCGUCGACGAAAUCGUACGGCACGCCCUGUCUCCCGGGCGCUCGACCUCGGCGGACACGAUCCUCCUGGAGGUGAACGCGCUGAAGUACGCCUACGACCGCACGUUCCUGGACUGCGCGGACGCGAUCUUCUCCAGCCUGAUCAACGCCAGCACCCAGCUCCCCGGCAGCCUGUCCUCGAGUCUGUCGGGAUCGAUCGACUUCUUCUCGCCCGUGCUGAAGAGCUACGUGCAAUCGGUGGACGACCAGGUGGAGUUCAUCUUCGUCCUGGAGACCGUCUUCGAGCGCGAGCCGAGGGUCACCCACCUGUUCGAGGGCACGCUCAACCGGCUGUACCAGAACGCCGUGAUCUCCGAGGACGCGUUCUUCCAGUGGGAGAAGGAGUGCGCGUCGGCGAACCCGGACGAGGCGGCGUUCUGCAGGCGGUGCGAGCGGUUCCUGAACUGGCUCCGAGAGGCCGAAGAGGAGGAAGAGGAGGAGUAAAAAAAAAAAAAAU
Molecule: messenger RNA, 2868 nt
Organism: Schistocerca gregaria
Lineage: Eukaryota; Metazoa; Arthropoda; Insecta; Orthoptera; Acrididae
Exons: 2
Coding region: 72-2855 (927 amino acids)
Biological process (GO): biosynthetic process
Cellular component (GO): eukaryotic translation initiation factor 2B complex
Molecular function (GO): translation initiation factor binding; translation initiation factor activity; guanyl-nucleotide exchange factor activity
Source: RefSeq, a predicted model, not a curated record